Molecule: messenger RNA, 2196 nt
Organism: Larimichthys crocea (large yellow croaker)
Lineage: Eukaryota; Metazoa; Chordata; Actinopteri; Sciaenidae
Gene: pacsin1b
Product: protein kinase C and casein kinase substrate in neurons 1b
Exons: 10
Coding region: 209-1546 (445 amino acids)
Biological process (GO): neuron projection morphogenesis; positive regulation of dendrite development; regulation of endocytosis
Cellular component (GO): cytoplasm; endosome; plasma membrane
Molecular function (GO): protein binding; phospholipid binding
Source: RefSeq, a predicted model, not a curated record
CCCCACCUCACGGACCAUCCCCCAUCUGGCGGCUCCUUUCAGCGAUACAGCUCCCGGCCAUACAACAGAGGCAGUCACCGCUGAUGAAGACAAUGAUUACAGUUUAAACAUUUCCAGAAAAGCUGGAUUAAACUUCAUUUCGUGCAUGAGGAGUGUUACUCUGCUGCAGACCGCCACAGCCUGAAGCCACGCUGCCAAAUCUGGGACCAUGUCUGGAGCCUACGACGAGACCGCCAGCCAGGAGGAGACCACAGACAGUUUCUGGGAGGUUGGGAACUACAAGCGUUCGGUGAAGCGGAUUGACGAUGGUCAUCGGCUCUGCAAUGACCUGAUGAACUGCAUCCAGGAGCGUGCCAAAAUCGAGAAAGCCUACGCACAGCAACUGACCGACUGGUCCAAGAGAUGGAAGCAGCUGGUGGACAAAGGGCCUCAGUACGGCACAGUGGAGCGAGCUUGGAUGGCAGUGAUGACUGAGGCGGAGAAGGUGAGCGAGCUUCACCAGGAAGUGAAAAACAACCUGAUCAACGUAGAUUUUGAGAAGGUGAAGAACUGGCAGAAAGACUCGUACCACAAGCAGAUGAUGGGAGGAUUCAAGGAGACCAAAGAGGCAGAGGAGGGUUUCAAAAAGGCCCAGAAACCCUGGGCCAAAAAGCUAAAAGAGCUCGAGGCUGCCAAGAAGACCUUCCACAUGGCCUGCAAAGAGGAGAAGCUAGCGUCCACCAGAGAGGCCAACAGUAAGGGAGAGACCCCGAUGCCCGCUGACCAACAGAAGAAACUCCACGAGAAAUUGGACAAGUGCAAACAGGACUCCCAGAAGGCCAAGGAGAAGUAUGAGAAGGCUCUGGAUGAGCUGAGUAAGUGCACUCCGCAGUACAUGGAAAACAUGGAGCAGGUGUUCGAUCAGUGCCAGCAGUUUGAAGAGAAGAGGCUGAGCUUCCUCAGGGAGGUGCUGCUGGACGUCAAACGCCACCUCAACCUCACAGAAGACCAAAGUUACGCUGCAGUGUACAGAGACCUUGAACGCGUCAUCACAUCAGCCAGCGCGCAGGAAGAUCUGAAGUUGUUCAGCAACAUCCACGGACCUGGCAUGCACAUGAACUGGCCACAGUUUGAGGAAUACAAUCCAGACCUUACCCAUCACAUCUCUAAGAAAGAAAAGUCAAAGAAGAGCAGUGAUGGAGUCAUGCUGACUAACGUCAACACAGUAGUAGAUCAUGCUCAAGCUGGUGACCGAGGAAGUGUCAGCAGCUACGAGAAGAACCAGGCAUACACGGCCUCCACGGAGUGGUCAGACGAGGACCAGACAGCGCCGAACUCAGGCAAUGACACCAACGGAGGGACGAACCCCUUCGAGGAAGAUGCGGGCAAAGGUGUGAGAGUUAGAGCGCUGUACGACUAUGACGGCCAGGAACAGGACGAGCUCAGCUUCAGAGCAGGCGAUGAGCUGACGAAGCUGGAGGAGGAGGACGAACAGGGCUGGUGUAAAGGUCGUCUAGACAGCGGCCAGCUGGGUCUUUACCCGGCCAAUUACGUGGAGCCGAUCUAGCCCCUCCAAGCUGAGGGCGCUUGUCUCGUCGGAGGGCAAACCCAGACUGAAACCGUCCGGUCAUUAACUGCACAUUGCCACAGACUUGAAAGCAAAGCUUCCUCUUCCCCCCGUCGGGCACAGUGAGCUGUCUUCAUCUCAGCGCUCAUCACAGAGACGAUUUUACUGAAACAUGAUCUGUUCAGGAUCACAUCAUCUUCAACCGAAGCAAAAUAUUUUAGUCUCUUUUGUGUGUAGCCGUGUUUGAUUUCAGAUGUGAUGCUAACAUGCCAUACAGUAUGUCCUCUCAUCGUAAUAUUGAUAUGGUAUCGUCGGUCGUGCCUGGAUAGUGAGAAUGAGCUACGCAUUGUGCAUUUCAUGUAUAUAUUUUAAUCUUUUUUUACAGUCUGGAUGCUUGUACAGUUUUCCUCGUUGGAUACAGUGUUUUCUUUGUGAAAUAUUUACAUGUUUAGCAGUGAAGGAACCGCUUGGCAUUUUGGAAAAUGUGCUUAUUGAAUUACUUCUUGAGAGUUCAAUAAGAAGAUACCACUCCCAUAUUUUCAGUAAAUAUGAGGCUACAGGCAGAAGCUGGUUAGUUUAGCUUAGCACAAAGAGCUACACUGGUACCAUAAACCAUAGACAUAUAUACAUAGACGCUGCAUUGAGCGCUG